Uranotaenia lowii is the source of this 1614-nucleotide messenger RNA. RefSeq lists its product as uncharacterized. NCBI's taxonomy places the organism in Eukaryota, Metazoa, Arthropoda, Insecta, Diptera, Culicidae. The transcript has 3 exons. The record is from RefSeq and is a predicted model, not a curated record. Bases 647 to 1075 code for a protein of 142 amino acids.
GCCUAGUGUGGACUAGGCUUUAGUCUUUACUGGCUUCAAAACAAAUAAAAAUGGCGCGUGUUUUUUGUUUGGCUAGCAGAAACGACGGAAUUUAUUUUAUUUAGAAAAUCCUCAGCUAAAAUUAAUUAACAACCCUACAAUCCUGAGGUGCACCGUUUGAUGGUCCGGAAAGGAAAUUUGCCGGUCAAAACAUUCGCAGCAACAGCAGCACAAUCCAGUAUAUGACUCCCGCCGGAAGCGAUCCAGUACCGCUACCGAGGGUCCCCUCUGGUGUGGCUGGUGAAGAAAUCGAUGAAUGGCUAAAGAUGUCCAGGGGGACUAAUCGAAGCAUUCGAUAACUACUUCCCCGAUGGCCAGUCCCCAAGAUUGCGUCAAUGAUCCGCACUCACGGCUGUCGGUCAGACUGUUUUACAACGAACAAAAUUAAAUAUUCUUAUUGCUAAAUCAACAAAACGGGCAGGAUCCCCCAUUGCUGAUGGUGUAUGUGCAUCGCUAAAUGGUAGUGAUCUGUGUGGUAGACACUUACCGAUUGUCUUAGCCGAGGCCGAGGUCAUCCACUCUUCCCAGCGGCCAGAAACGGCGCAGCGAACAUUGUUCCAGCACCGCCUCGAACCACAGAUUGUCGCAGCGAGUAAAAAUUCGAACGAUGACCGUGAUGAGGACAGAAGCAAGGCAGAGAAAGAAGCCACGCAUGCGAAGCGUCCCGAUAAGGAACCACUGGCAGACGAUGAUGGUCUACGAUCGUCUUGAAUCACUCAUCCGUGACGCUGCGCUUGUCCCGUCUAGGAACAACCGAGGACACGGCCGUAGCACUCAUACACGAAGCAAUUCCCUUGGAGGCUCGUGUUUGGCAGCUCACACAGUGCACCCGGCCACAAGUGCGGCAAAUGCAAAGUACCUCUACAUCUGCUCAAAGUAUGAGUCCAACAUAACAACUUCGAUGAAUAAGCGCACCGAUGAAGCUAGCCAAAGUACAGCAGAUAUGCAAGUAAAAAUUCCCCCACCCUGUCGGACAAACAACGGAACGGUUCAUGGGCCGCAUAGAGUUGUUUUUGACAUUUCUCACGCACAUUAACUGGUAUCCCACUGGCGUGUACGGGCGAGAACGGGACAAUUAACCUCCAAAAAUUUCAGUGCAAAAAUCGAGCAGUCGGCCGACAAACACGUUCGUUUUUUAGGUUAAUGUUCCCAAAAUGGAAAAGUGUCAGUGCAAAGCCCUAUAUUAUGACACGAAUACUACUAGCGGCAAAUAGGACUAUAGAAUUAUUGCAGCAGCUGUGGCCGGGGGAAAUUAGGGGAACAUGCCCUAUUAUGCGCCACCUAAGCGAAUCGCUGAUUUUCUAAGUAUUCCACGUACAAAUUGUGUUAAAAAUGGGUGUAAUCGUUGAAGAAAAGUGUUUUCUACAAAUUCCUAUGAUUUUUCAUUACUCAAAUUGCAAUAAUUUCUUUAAAAACAUGAUUUUUAAAAACCAUAUUCAAAGCCACAGAACAAAACUGUGUUGCGAAUACGCGCCGCUGUGUAUUCAAUACGCGCCUAGCAGCCGAACACACCCGAGAGCAGCCGAAGACCGAAAACACACCAAUACUUUCAGACACUUUGACUGAAAAGAAAAU